Gossypium raimondii (Peruvian cotton) is the source of this 1578-nucleotide messenger RNA. Its product is annotated as WAT1-related protein At1g68170. The transcript has 7 exons. The coding region runs from base 170 to 1339 and encodes 389 amino acids. Gene Ontology annotation, cellular component: plasma membrane. The record is from RefSeq and is a predicted model, not a curated record. Lineage: Eukaryota; Viridiplantae; Streptophyta; Magnoliopsida; Malvales; Malvaceae. Gene Ontology annotation, molecular function: transmembrane transporter activity.
UUAAAACCUGCUCUCUCUCUCUCUAGGGUUUUUUUCUCAAUAUCUCUGCUCUCACCAUAUAGAAACAGAAAUCAACAAGAACGACGACGCAUAAAGCUUUGCUUCAAGCUUUUUUCUUUUCAUCUUGGGUGUUUUUUGGUGAUAUUUCAAAAAGAAAAAUUAUAAAAAAAUGGAGCAGCUUUUAAGUAUACUGCAUGGGUUAAAGCCAGCAAUGUUAAUGGUUGUGGUUCAAGUAGUGUUUGCAGGUGUUAAUGUGUUGUAUAAAUUGGCAGAAAAUGAUGGGAUGAGCUCCAAGGUUAUGGUCGCUUAUCGUUUCAUAUUUGCCUCUGCUGUUAUGAUCCCUCUUGCUCUCGUCGUUGAAAGGAAGAGGCCAAAACUGACUUGGACUGUGCUACUUCAAGCAUUUUUUUGUGGGUUACUUGGGGGUUCACUAUCUCAAAAUUUGUACAUAGUGAGCAUGACCUUAACGUCCGCAACAUUUGUUUCCGCCAUGACUAAUUUAAUUCCUGGCAUAACUUUCAUUGUGGCCGUCACUAUUGGAUUGGAAAAGGUAGGAUUUGGAACAAUGGCAGGGAAGGCAAAGGUGUUGGGUACAUUAAUUGGAAUAGGUGGAGCAAUGUUGCUUACUUUUUACAAAGGAGUCCAAAUUAAUACAGGAUCGGUCCAUCUAGACCUUGUACAUCAUCAACAUCAUGGUGCUGCUUCUUCUUAUAGCUCACAUCCAAGCUCUGCACAUCAUUUAUGGGGUGCUUUGUUGGCUCUUGGUAGCUGUAUUUCAUAUGCUCUAUGGUUAAAUGUUCAGGCUAAGAUGGGUGAGAAAUAUCCAUGUUAUUACUCAAGCACAGCAUUGACAUGCAUUAUGGCAGCCAUACAAUCAACUGUUUUUGCACUUUGCUUGGAAAAUGAUUGGAGUCAAUGGAAAUUAGGCUGGAAUGUUAGGCUUCUCACCGUUGCCUUUGCGGGAAUUUUAGGGUCAGGGUUGAUGUUUAGCUUGGUCGCUUGGUGCGUGCGCUUGAAAGGUCCGCUUUACGCAUCUGUUUUUAACCCUUUGUUGCUUGUAUUAGUUGCCUUUGCAGGCUCAUUUUUCCUCGAAGAAAACCUCUAUCUGGGAAGUAUAAUGGGAGCAGUGCUUAUUGUGAUGGGACUCUACAUUGUGCUAUGGGGAAAAGGCAAAGAGAUGGAAAUGAGAAAGAUGAAUGAAUUAGUUUCAUCAAUUAAAAGUGUUACCAGCAAUAGAGCUAUCCAAGUUAUUGUCACUUCUAAUGAUGCCACUUCUACUGUUAGUAACAAUGAUAAUAAUAGCAUCAAUGUAGCAAGUAAAAUUCCAUCAAAUAAAUAGGGCUUUUUUAGAGAGAAAAAAUAUGAAGAAUAAUAUAGAGAAUAUAUAUAUAUAUAUAUAUGUAGUGUUUGGUAGAGAGAAAAAAAAGAGAGGAAAAUUGCUUUUGAGUAAAGUUUUGUUAUUUCUCUUUUUGUCUCUAUUGUUUGUAGUUAUGUCCUUCCUAAUUUUGUUGGCAAAAUAUUUGUAUCGAUUUCCUUGGAUAUGAAUAAAGAGUAUUAUCUCAAAGAGUGUAAUAUUUU